AUGCUUGUAACGAUAAUUCAUCCGGAUUUGGGUAUCGGAGGAGCGGAAAGAUUGGUUAUGGAUGCGGCGGUUGCAAUGAGGCAAAAUGGUCAUGAAGUACGAUUUGUGACAAAUCACUUCAAUCCCAAGCAUGCAUUUAUGGAAACCGCAGAAUUUGAUAUUAAAGUUAUUGACGUAUUUCCACGGUCAAUUUUCGGAUGUGGGCAUGCUUUGUGUGCUUACGUUAGGAUGUGUAUCGCAGCUUUAUAUAUAUAUCAAUUGUUAACAACAAGAAAGAGUAUGAUAAAGAAAUUCUACCGUAUGUUUAUUGACUGGUUUGAAACAUGGACAAUAGCAAUGGCAGAUUUAAUUUGUGUGAAUAGUAAAUUUACGAGAGAAACUGUGUGCGAAACAUUUCCAUGUAUUCGCGCUCGCAACAUUCAUAUACUUUAUCCGACAUUGAAUACCAAAUUUUUUGAUAGCGGUGGAAUGGUUGAAUUGAAUGAAAUUCCAAAGAAAGCGCGGCAUAUUUUUGUAUCAAUCAAUCGAUAUGAAAAGAAAAAAAAUAUUGGUCUUGCAUUGGAAGCUUUUAGUUUACUUCAGGAAAAGAUUCCAAAAGAUGAUUAUCAAUAUUGUUUUCUUGUUAUUGCUGGUGGUUACGAUAUCAUGAAUGUCGAGAAUACUACAUAUUUCGUUGAAUUACAGGCAAAUGCAAUUUCAUUAGGCUUGCCCAGAGAGCAAUAUGUGUUUCUAAAGUCACCAACCGACGAAGAGAAACUCGAAUUAUUGAGGCGUGCGACAGCAGUACUGUAUACGCCAAGCAAUGAACAUUUUGGGAUUGUACCCGUGGAAGCGAUGUAUAUGAAAUGUUGUGUGAUUGCACCGAGUAGUGGUGGACCACGCGAAACUAUUAUUGAUGAAGAGACUGGAUUUCUGGUAGAAGAAAAUCCGAAUUCAUUUGCAGAAAAGAUGGCAGAACUUGUCAAAGACAAACGUAAAACUGAAGCUAUGGGUAAUGCUGGUCGCAAGAGAGUUGAGUCUGUUUUUGCGAUGGAUAAUUUUGCUGUGCAGUUAGAAAGUUUGAUACGUGAAGUUUUAUCUGAUGCCUACAAAUAG
Molecule: messenger RNA, 1095 nt
Organism: Acanthocheilonema viteae
Lineage: Eukaryota; Metazoa; Nematoda; Chromadorea; Rhabditida; Onchocercidae
Source: the annotation of a GenBank genome assembly